UCUCUCUGCGGGUGGGAGGCGGGGCUGCGCGGCCGCACUUCCGCAUGUGUGUAGGCGCGGGAUAGGGCGGGCGGCUUCGCCGGCAUGGAGGAUGGCUCCGCUCCUGCUGCAGCUGGCGGUGAUCGGCGCGGCGCUGGCGGCUGUAGCCCUGAUUCUGAUUUCCUUUGUUGCAUUUAUAACUGCUACAGAGAUGCCACACCUGCAUCGACAUGAAGAUGAGAAGUUCUUCUUAAAUGCCAGAGUCCAGAGGGAAGCCUUACCCAGCAUACGGGACUCGCCUACCAAGCAGCUUUCUGUGGUCGUGCCUUCAUACAAUGAAGAAAAACGGUUGCCUGUAAUGAUGGAUGAAGCUCUGGGCUAUCUAGAGGAGAGACAGAAACAAGAUCCUACAUUCACUUAUGAAGUAAUAGUAGUUGAUGAUGGCAGCAAAGACGAGACUUCAAAGGUAGCUUUUAAAUAUUGCCAGAAAUAUGGAAGUGACAAAGUUCGAGUGAUAACGCUGGUGAAGAAUCGUGGGAAAGGCGGAGCUAUUAGGAUGGGUGUAUUCAGUUCUCGAGGAGAAAAGAUCCUCAUGGCAGAUGCUGAUGGAGCCACAAAGUUUCCAGAUAUUGAGAAAUUAGAAAAAGGGCUGAAUGAUCUACAGCCUUGGCCUGAUCAAAUGGCUAUUGCAUGUGGAUCUCGAGCUCAUUUGGAAAAACAAUCAAUUGCUCAGCGUUCUUACUUCCGUACUCUUCUCAUGUAUGGGUUCCACUUUCUGGUGUGGUUCCUUUGUGUCAAAGGAAUCAGGGAUACACAGUGUGGGUUCAAAUUAUUAACUCGAGAAGCAGCGUCACGGACGUUUUCAUCUCUCCACAUUGAACGAUGGGCAUUUGAUGUAGAACUGCUUUACAUAGCACAGUUCUUUAAGAUCCCAAUAGCAGAAAUUGCUGUCAACUGGACUGAAAUUGAAGGUUCUAAAUUAGUUCCAUUUUGGAGCUGGCUACAGAUGGGCAAGGACCUACUUCUUAUACGACUUCGAUAUUUGACUGGUGCCUGGAGGCUUGAACAAACCAGGAAAGUGAAUUAGGACUCAUUUGGAAUUCACUGAUUUUGAAGUAAAACUCAUUAGUAUUUUGAUGGUCACAAAAAGCAAUACCUUCCCAGAUUUGAUCCUCUAGACAACUACUGCCCUUCUACAACCAAACACUACAGGAAAGAAUGGUGACCUCACACCUGCUGACAAGAGCCCAGGCUGAGUGGGGAGCCAAGAUGCACACCCUCACAAGGCUGGAAUCAGGUACCUGGACAUCCUCACCGGGACGAUGUCAGAGACACCCAGCAGGGAGCAGGACUUCCCUCCCCCAAAGCCAAUCCUGAGUCCGCACCAGGGGAAGCUGGCCUUGCACUCCCCUCUGCAGUAACAGCAGCUCCAUCCCCUCCCAGGGAUGGAGCCAGAGGAGGCACUUCUUCUGGUGGCCUCGAAGUGAUGAGGCCACCCCGCUGCGGUGACAAUGAAGACCAUGUAGUGAGCCAGAACUCCUACCCCUGCCCAAAUAUAAUAAAUAAAUAGUCCCCCUUCAUUUGGGUGUCAAUGGGGGCCAAGGGGAGAACCUGUACUUACACCUCCCCUGGCAAUAUAACGACGGUGCUCCCCCUUCUCAACCAGAGGAGUGUCAGCUAAAACAAGAGUUGUGAGUAAGAUCCAGAGUCUCAGAAGAUAAUAAAAAAAAUGUCCAGGUUUCACAAGAAAAUCACUCGUUAAAGCAAGAACCAGAAAAACCUCAACUUGAAUGAAAAAAGACAAUCGAGAUGCCAACACUGAGAUCCCAGAGAUGUUAGGAUUAUCUGACAAGGAUUUUAAAGCAGCCAUGACAAAAAUGCUUCCACGGAAUUACAAACAUGCUUGAAAUUAAUGAAAAAAGUAGAAAGCCUCAGCAAAGAAACAGAAAGUCUCAGCAAAGGACAAUAUCAAGAAGAACCAAACGGAAAUUGUAUUUAUUUAUUAUUAUCUUUAAUUUUUUUAUUUUGGCCACGCCAUGAAGCAUGUAGGAUCUUAGUUCCCCGACCAGGGAUAGAGCCUGUGCCCCCCAGCAGUGGAAGCAUGGAGUCUUAACCAUUGGACUACCAGGGAAGUCCCCCAAAUGGAAAUUUUAGAACUGAAAAAUACAAUCACUAAAUAAAAAGCUUGGUGGAUAAGCUCAACAGCAGAAUGGGGGUGGCAAAGGAAAGAAUCAGUAAACUCAAAGAUAGCACAAUAGAAAUUAAUCUGAUCAAGAGAGAAAAAAACAGAAGGAAAAAAAAAAAGGCUCAGUGAAACUAUAAAAAGAUCUAACAGUAUCAUCAGAGUCCCUGGAAGGGUGGAAAACAUCCUUGAAGAAAUACUGGCUGAAAACUCCUCAAACUUGGCAAGAGGCAUAAAUCUACAGAAUCAGAUUCCGUAUAGGAUAAACCCAAAGAAACCCAUACCAAGACACGUCACAAUUAAACUUCUGAGAACUAAAGACAGAAAAAAUCUUGAAAGCCACACACAAAAAAAAAAACCUGACACCUUACCUAUAGUGGGGAAACAAUCAGAAUGACUGAAUUUACCAUCAGAAACUAUGCCAGUCAGAAGGAUGUGGCACAAUAUUUUUUAAAUACUAAAAGUAAGAAACUGUCAACACAGAAUCUCAUACUCAGCAAAAAACAAAUCUUCAAGUAUGAAGGGGAAAUAAAGACAACCUCAGAUGAAGGAAAGUUUAGAGAACUGGACACCCACAGACCUACCCUAAAACGAUGGCUAAACAAAAUUCUCUAAACAGAAAGAAAACAUCAAAAGGAAACUUGGAACGUUAGAAAGGAAGAAAAUACAUGGUAAGCAGAAUAUUGACAAAUACAAAAGACUUUAUCUUCAAGAGUUUUAUAUUAUGUUUGAUGGUGGAAGCAAAUACUAAAGCAGUCUGAUGUGGCUCUAAAUAUAUGUAGUGGAAUAUAUAAGACAAUUUAUCACAAAUGAGGGAGGGAAAAGGGGCAAAAACAGAGGUAACAGGCCUUGCAUCCCCUAGGCAAUCUUCUGACAUCGCAGUUGGGGAGCUGUGACCCACAGUUGGAGAAUCAAUAAGCUAAGUAUGCAACUAGUGCCCAAUCUGUCUUUUUUAAGAUAAAAGAAGUAUUAGCAGAAUCUGCCAAAAGCAAGCCCUAUUCAGAAGGUGACAGAUUCUCAUACUAAAGUAGGUGGGGUAAGAGUUUGACCCAUUAAUGUUUCCAACUAUGAUUACU
Molecule: messenger RNA, 3237 nt
Organism: Globicephala melas (long-finned pilot whale)
Lineage: Eukaryota; Metazoa; Chordata; Mammalia; Artiodactyla; Delphinidae
Gene: ALG5
Product: ALG5 dolichyl-phosphate beta-glucosyltransferase
Cellular component (GO): endoplasmic reticulum membrane
Source: RefSeq, a predicted model, not a curated record